Molecule: messenger RNA, 1499 nt
Organism: Saccostrea echinata
Lineage: Eukaryota; Metazoa; Mollusca; Bivalvia; Ostreida; Ostreidae
Product: 3-ketoacyl-CoA thiolase, mitochondrial-like
Exons: 11
Coding region: 50-1252 (400 amino acids)
Biological process (GO): fatty acid beta-oxidation
Molecular function (GO): acetyl-CoA C-acetyltransferase activity
Source: RefSeq, a predicted model, not a curated record
GGGAUCGACUUACAAGCCGGUGAAACGUGCAGAACUCAAGUCAAGCAGAAUGGUUUUAUCCAAAGCUGUGACAGAUGUGUUCAUUGUGGCAGCAAAGAGAACUGCCUUUGGAACAUUUGGAGGCAAGUUUGUCAAAACAUCUUCCACAGAUCUAAUGGUGCAUGCCUCCAAAGCUGCUCUAGAGGCUGGAAAAGUCAACCCAGAACUGGUCAACUCUGUCAUCAUUGGAAAUGUCAUUCAGGCUUCAUCAACAGAUGGGAUCUACAUUUCCCGACAUGUGGGCUUGAGAAGUGGUGUUCCAGAAGCUGUACCGGCUCUAACGGUUAACAGAUUGUGUGGCUCAGGGUUCCAAGCUGUUGUCAAUGGAGCACAGGAGAUCAUGCUUGGAGAGAGUCAGAUCGUUCUCUGUGGAGGGGUGGACAACAUGAGCAUGGCUCCAUUUGCUGUAAGAGAUAUCCGAUUCGGAACCAGGCUUGGGAAAGCCCCAGAGAUGGAAGACAUACUUUGGGACAGCCUGACAGAUUCGUAUACAGGUUUUCCUAUGGCCAUCACAGCAGAAAACUUGGCCGAAAAAUACAAGAUUAGUAAAGAAGAUUGUGACAAGUAUGCUAUCCAGACACAACAAAGAUGGAAGGCUGCCCAAGAUGCUGGUGUUUUCAAGGCAGAAAUGGCACCAAUUACAGUAAAAGGAAAGAAAGGACCAGAAGUCUUUGAAGUUGAUGAACACCCCAAGCCACAGACUACAAUGGAGGGUUUAGCCAAAUUGCCUGCCCUAUUUAAGAAGGGAGGGACUGUUUCUGCAGGCAAUGCAUCUGGUGUUUGUGAUGGUGCAGCAGCCUUGGUGGUUGCUAGUGGAGCUGCUGUGAAGCAACAUAACCUUACCCCACUGGCUCGACUUGUUGCCUAUGGAAUUUCAGGUUGUGAUCCAAAGAUAAUGGGCAUUGGGCCUGCACCUGCAUCUAGAGCUGCAUUAAAAGCCGCAGGAAAGAGUGUAGAAGAUAUGGAGAUUGUAGAGGUGAAUGAGGCCUUUGCACCGCAGUAUUUAGCAGUACAAAAAGAGUUAGGACUGAACAACCAAAUUACCAACAUGAAUGGUGGAGCCAUAGCUCUGGGUCAUCCACUGGCAGCUUCUGGAGCCAGAAUCACAGGGCAUCUGACACAUGAACUGAUACGACAGAAUAAGAAACUUGCAAUGGGAUCAGCUUGUAUUGGUGGAGGACAGGGAAUUACUGUUAUCCUAGAGAAAUGUUAAGGUGAAUGUUUAAUGUGAAAAAAAAAACCAAGUGCUCUUUUGGACAGCAUUGACUGUGAUAUUAAUGGGUUUUAUACCAUCUGAAAAUAAACAUUGAAGUUUAGGCUUGAAAUGAUGUAUUUACAUUUUCAAACGAUCAUAUACCAUUUAAUUUACAUAAAUUAACAUUAUUGUUGCACCUUGCAUUUGUUUUCAUUGAUAUUGAUUGAUGAACAGUAAAAAUCAAUAAAAUGUUAUUUACACUGUA